CCGAGUCAGUCAACAUGCAGAUACCGAGCUAGGAACACGCGGUUUUCUCUCAGUGUUUUUCGCGCUCCAUGCCUGGUAAUUUGUGUGUUGGUUGAGGAGAAAGUACAUGUACUUUGAAAGGGAUCCCUCUUCAUGAGUUCCACGGGUUGAAACUGGCCGGAAAGUACUCAUUCGCCGAUUCAACGACAGCUUGGGGAAAAAAGGGAUCGUUCAUCAGAAUCUGGAACUGAUAAUUUUCAAUACCUGUACCUGUCAUGGAUGGUUUAUUAUGGUGAUUGUUGCAUACAUCUAUUCAUCUUAAUCCACUCCAUCUGUUUAUUCCGUGGAUUGCGGCUAUUCAUAGAAUCGAACAAUAUCGAUUGGGAAAAACAUCGUACGUCGGUUUCUUCUUUGUGUUUCUAGAUAGAUUUUCUGCAGUGAUGGAUAACACCACGAUAGAGACGCUGAUCAGUAUAAACAAUGAUGAUGAAGAAGGCGACUGCAACGCGUUUCUUAGCGGCAUCAAUCAAAGUGUACUGGAGGCGUAUUGCAGUAUGCGAGCAUACGAAAUGCUAGGGUCACCCCUGAACAUCUUCAUGUACAUCGUCGUCUUGACUGGCGUGGUAGGCAACGUGGCUCUUCUGACUGUCAUCCUCAAGAACAGGCCCCUGAGGACCACACCCAACAUGCUAGUCAUCAAUGUUACGUUGGGAGACCUGAUGUACCUUAUAGUGGUCGUGCCUACCAGACUCGAGUAUCAAGUGGCGUUCUGUUUCCCCGACAGUGAGCCGCUAUGCAAGUUUGCAAGCGCUUGGCAGGUACUGGCGCAGGGCGUGUGUAUCUUCUCGAUCAUGGCUGUCUCCUGCGAGCGUUACGGAGCUAUCACCCAGCAUCUAGGCCGCAGCUUGUUCAGAGGCUCUGCUAGGAAAACCGGCUUCUUGAUUGGGCUAGUCUGGCUGGCUUCUCUGGUCAUAGCUGUCCCAGUUUACGCAACGGCUUCCUUGCACGGAGGCUUCAUAUGCACGUACCUGCCACAUUUCACGCCAGUGGCCAAGGGCUACGUCACCGUGCUUUUGGUCUGUCAUUAUAUCGUGCCCUUGCUGGUCAUCACGAUUCUCUAUUCACGAAUGGCCCACACGCUGAUCCGAAGUGCGGAUAGUUUCCGAGGUGAGAAUCAGCCCGGAGCUAAGCAGUUCCGCGCCAGGAGACGGCUGGCCAUCAUCGUUCUCGUCAUCGCUGUUUUCUUUGGUGUCUUUUGGAUGCCCUGCUACAUCUACAACAUGUACUAUCAGUUCGCCGUAUCAUGCGACACUAUAAGUGACAAAGACCAUAUAUACGAAGAGCUGCGUUUCUUCGCCGCUUUGAUCAACUCAUGCUUCAACCCAUGGAUCGUGUUCAUCAUGAGCUCCACCCAUCAGAGAAUGCUGAUGCGAUGUAUCUGCUACCGGGAGCCAGGCUCUAGGACCACAGAGCGGCGUACCAACAUGACUACACUCCGCUCCAAUAGCUUCAUGAACAGUACCAAGACAAACUACACAGAAAUAACCUCAAGUAUGUGAAAUGCAAACCAGCAUCUGGUUGGGUUUGGGUUAGCACAGGCAAAUACUGAACCCACGGUCUAGAAUUGUUUCUGUCUUUCAUUUGGGGUCUCAAUUCGGUCUUUGCACGAAAUCGUUGGAACAAAAGCGAGGUUGUAAAACAAGGACCUAUUGGCGUCGUUAUCAUGUGAAGCUGAUAAGUUAUUACACAUUAAGAACCCAAACAGGUGACUCAAGCGUAUCUGUUGCCUCGCUUUUAACCCAACCAUGCAAGAAGCCUCCCAUGAUGCAUUUCAACACCCAUAAGCGUGAACAUUUACAAAUCUAUGCUUAAAACAAAUGAAUGUCCGUGCAUGUGUAUGAUAAAUUUGAAAUACGGGGAAAAAAUUAUAAGUUGAACAAACAUUCAGCAUGCACAGAUGAUAAUACGCGAGGUGGUUUUGUGCAUAAAUUUGCUGGGUUUUUGUUCUUCUCUCGUUUGUUGCGAUCGUUAGUGGUUCACCUUACUUAAAACUUAUCAACGUAACAUCAGUUCUUUAAUCUUGUAAUGGUUAAUGUACUAUAAAUAUUUAAUUGGUAAUAUAAAGAAUAGGCCUAACGGUGUAUACCGACACCCAUUUGUAGAAAUCGCCCGUUUUAAGCGCGAACUCUGGCACAGUAGAUGUUUAAAUUUCAAAUAUUCUUCUUCUUAUUAUUAUUAUUAUCAUUCAUUCGGCAUUAAAACACACACAUUAAUAUACAUCUUGGUACAAUACAAUUAUAACCGACAAAAGCCAGCGGCAAAUACCAGGAAUUGAAAAAAGCUAACUUAAUACAUGUGGCCAUAUAUUAAUUCCAAUACCAGUGGCUACAAAACAAAUAAAAUUAUACAAUACAUUUUAAAAGAAAUUACAUAGAAACAGAUUUAUUAAAAUGAAGUGUUCGGGGAUUGGGUAACUUUUUUGGCAAUCGUGUACGACAGACUGCUAAACCGAUCUAAGGGGGUCAUGUGCAAUUAGUUUUGUUAUGACCAGAGUAUUUUGCGGAGUAAUAGUUUGGUCAUUACACUUUUGGUUUAGAAGCUUAAACGUGAAUAACUAAAAACUCUUGAGCAAUUUGCUCGAUUUCUGUUUGCGCCAAACCAUGAGCAUAUUUCUCAUUUGAUAAUUGGCUCAAAACCGAGACGUGGCCAAGCGGAAAGACUGGGCGGUAUCGAGAUUGUCAAAAUGUACGGUAUUGCUGUUAUUUUGCGCAUCGGAAUCGUCGGAAUGCAUUAAAGUACUAUAGGCCUAACAGCAAGUGAUGUGGUAUGUAAUUUUACGGAAUACAAGAUGCUAGUAGUUAGCCUAAUUGUAGAGAAUUGAGAGACGCUAGUCUUUGGGAUGGCGGCUUGUCUAUUUUUACCGAUUACUUAACGCCUCAAACAUGACGAAAGACAUGCGACAUGUCCAGGCCGGGUGCAACAAGCCACUGGCAAAAUUUAUCACUCCCGGGCGUACUGUUCAUUUCAAAUUGAGACAUCGGCAUCCUCAAAUAAUUAUUCUUCCGAAGUAUCGUCUUUUUCAUAUGUACUAAUUUCCGA
Messenger RNA from Patiria miniata (bat star), 3078 nucleotides. RefSeq names its product bombesin receptor subtype-3-like. The coding region runs from base 420 to 1538 and encodes 372 amino acids. Gene Ontology annotation, molecular function: G protein-coupled receptor activity. Gene Ontology annotation, biological process: G protein-coupled receptor signaling pathway. The record is from RefSeq and is a predicted model, not a curated record. Gene Ontology annotation, cellular component: membrane. The transcript is spliced from 2 exons. NCBI's taxonomy places the organism in Eukaryota, Metazoa, Echinodermata, Asteroidea, Valvatida, Asterinidae.